AUGGAUCGAGAGCAAUUCAGAACGGCGGCUCAUGCAGCCAUUGAUGAUAUUAUCGGAUACUUUGACGGCCUGCCGUCGCAGCGCGUCGUGCCCACGGUCGAACCGGGGUACUUGCGUCCUCUGAUUCCUGAGAAUCCGCCCGAGGAGCCGGAAGAAUGGUCGCAGAUCCAGGCCGAUAUCGAGAACAAGAUCAAGCCAGGGUUGACGCACUGGCAGUCGCCUAACUUCAUGGCUUUCUUUCCGGCCACGGUGACCUAUCCUAGCAUUCUGGGUGAAAUGUACUCCGCCGCGUUCACGGCUCCUGCGUUCAAUUGGCUUUGCUCGCCGGCUUGCACGGAGCUGGAGACUAUUGUCAUGGACUGGAUGGCGCAGGCCUUGGGUCUUCCUGAGUGCUUCCUUAGUACGUCGGAAAACCGUGGCGGCGGUGUCAUUCAGGUCACGGCCAGUGACACCAUUGCGACGGUGAUGAUUGCUGCUCGUGAGCGACGGGUGUAUGAGCAGGCGCGCGCUGAGGGGCUGAAGGAGGGUACGGUCGAGUUCGAGGAUCGGCUGAUGGAUCUCCGACCGAGAUUGGUUGCGCUGGGCAGCAAUCAAGCGCACAGCAGUACCGCCAAGGGCGCUCUGAUCGCGGGAACCCGCUACCGCAGCGUCACCGCGCAGUUGGAGAACAACAUGGAGAUGACUGGCGAGGGGUUGCGAGCUGUGCUGGAACAGUGCGAGAAGGAUAACUUCACGCCGUACUAUAUCACUCUUGGAAUGGGCACGACGAACUCCUGUGCCUUGGAUCGCUUUGCCGAGAUCAAGGCCGUUUUGCGAGAGAAGCCGUCAUGGCAGAAAAUCUGGGUCCACAUUGACGCUGCCUAUGCUGGCGCGGCUCUGGUGGCGGAUGAAUUCCAGUAUAUUGCCAAGGACUUUGCAGAGGGCGUGGACAGCUUCAACAUGAAUAUGCAUAAAUGGCUCCUCGUGAACUUUGACGCUAGUCUUCUGUUUGUCAGGAAUCGCCACGAUCUGACCGAUGCUCUUGACAUUACUCCAGCCUACUUGCGCAACCCCUACUCCGACGCCGGCACGGUCAUCGAUUACCGGAACUGGUCCAUCUCGCUCGGACGACGAUUCCGCGCCUUGAAGAUCUGGUUCGUGGUUCGCAGUUACGGACUCAACGGAAUGAAAGCCUUCAUCCGGCGGACCAUCAAAAUUGGCGAAGUGUUCUCGGACCUGGUGCGCAGCCGAUCCGACCUUUUUGAGAUCGUUACCAAGCCUGCCUUCUGCUUGACUGUUCUCCGAAUCAAGAACCCGAGUCACGCCGUCAUGAACGGAGAGGCGUCCGUUGCGCAGCCGGACGAGAAAGCGAACGCGCUGACCAAGGAAGUUUAUGAGCUGAUCAACUCGCGUGGCGAGAUCUUCAUCACCUCGACGGUCAUUGCUGGCGUUUAUUCUAUUCGCGUGGUUAGCUCGAAUGAGCAAGCCGACGAGAAAUACAUUCGUCGAGCGUUUGACAUUCUCGUCCAAACGACCGAGGAGGUCUUGCAACGGGAGAAGUAA
Aspergillus melleus is the source of this 1542-nucleotide messenger RNA. Its product is annotated as putative aromatic-L-amino-acid decarboxylase. The record is from RefSeq and is a predicted model, not a curated record. The transcript has 3 exons. The coding region runs from base 1 to 1542 and encodes 513 amino acids. NCBI's taxonomy places the organism in Eukaryota, Fungi, Ascomycota, Eurotiomycetes, Eurotiales, Aspergillaceae. Gene Ontology annotation, molecular function: carboxy-lyase activity; pyridoxal phosphate binding. Gene Ontology annotation, biological process: amino acid metabolic process.